AUGGAAAGCCUCUUCCAGUUUCUGUUCUCCCCCCUGCCCACCCCAGCCCUCAUCUCCAUCUUCAUCCUGGGUGCUGCCGUCCUGCUGUGGCUCAACUCCCGGCAGAAACCGGUCACACCCUCAGUCGACCUCAACCGACAGACUGUGGGAAUCCAGGGUGGAGCAAGGAAGAGCACCGCAAUGGAAAAUGACAAUCUGAUUUCAUACUAUUACGAAGAUGCGCGGACAUUGUAUGAGGUUUUUCAGAGGGGUCUGCAUGCAUCAGGCAAUGGUCCCUGCUUGGGGUAUAGGAAGCCAGGACAACCCUACCAGUGGCUAAAAUACAAACAGGUAUCAGAUCGAGCACAGCACUUGGGCUCAGGGCUGCUGCACAGAGGUCUCUGUCCUUCCCCAGAUCAGUUCAUUGGCAUUUUUGCCCAGAACAGGCCAGAGUGGAUCAUAUCAGAGCUGGCCUGCUACACCUACUCCAUGGUAGCCGUUCCUCUCUAUGACACACUGGGCCCCGAAGCACUGGUUUUCAUAAUUAACAGAGCUGACAUCUCUACUGUGCUGUGCGACAAACAGGAAAAGGCAGAGCUACUCCUGAGUAACUGUGAAAAGGAGCUCACACCAGUGCUAAACACCAUCAUACUCAUGGAUGCCUUUGACCCGGAUCUGAUCGACAGGGGCUCAAAGUGUGGGGUGGAUGUCCUGUCCCUAAGGGAGGUGGAGACUCUGGGAAAAGACAACAAAAAAGAUCCUGUUCCUCCGAAGCCAGAGGACCUCUGCAUUGUGUGUUUCACUAGUGGGACCACAGGAGAUCCAAAGGGUGCCAUGCUAACACACGAGAAUGUGGUUUCAAAUGCAGCUGGCGUGCUUAGGAGCUUUGAGCGCUCCUUUGCCCCGGUUCCCCAGGACGUCUCCAUUUCCUUCCUGCCUCUGGCUCACAUGUUUGAGAGAGUUGUCCAGACAGCAAUGUAUGGUGCCGGAGCCCGGGUUGGCUUUUUCCAAGGAGACAUUAGACUCCUUCCUGAUGACAUGAAGACACUGCAGCCCACCAUUUUCCCUGUGGUCCCCCGCUUGCUCAACCGAGUGUAUGACAGGGUUCAAAGUGGAGCCCAGACACCUUUCAAAAAGUGGCUGCUCAAUUUUGCCGUUGAGAGGAAGCACUUGGAAGUGAAGCAGGGGAUAAUCCGAAAUAACAGCAUCUGGGACAGGCUGGUCUUCCACAAAGUCCAGGAGACUCUCGGGGGGCGGGUCCGUGUGAUGGUGACGGGGGCGGCGCCCAUCUCCCCCUCUGUCCUCAGCUUUCUCAGGGCGUGUCUCGGAUGUCAGAUUUUUGAGGCAUAUGGCCAGACUGAGUGCACAGCUGGCUGCACCUUCUCUGCAUCAGGAGACUGGACAUCCGGACAUGUUGGCAUUCCUCUUCCGUGUAACAUUGUGAAACUUGUUGAUGUCGAAGAAAUGAACUAUUUUGCAGCAAAUGGAGAAGGGGAGGUCUGUAUUAAGGGAAAAAACGUGUUCAGGGGAUAUCUGAAGGACGAAGACAAGACUGCCGAGGCUCUGGAUAAAGACGGUUGGCUCCACACAGGGGACAUUGGGAAGUGGCUGGCGAGCGGAGUCCUGAAAAUCAUUGAUCGGAAGAAGAACAUCUUUAAACUGGCCCAGGGAGAGUACAUUGCCCCCGAGAAGAUUGAAAAUGUGUAUGUGAGGAGUGGGCCAGUGGCUCAGGUGUUUGUGCAUGGAGACAGCUUGCAGGCUUGCCUGGUGGGUAUUGUGGUUCCAGACCCAGAAGUACUUCCCGGUUUCGCUGCCAAAUUAGGAGUGGAGGGUUCUUUGGAGAAGCUCUGCAAGAAUCAGAAAGUAAAAAAAGCCAUACUAACUGACCUAAUAAAACUGGGUAAGGAGGCGGGGCUGAAGUCCUUUGAACAAGUCAAGGAUCUUCAUCUUCACCCGGAACAGUUCAGCAUUGAGAACGGCCUCCUGACUCCCACGCUGAAAGCCAAGAGGGCCGACUUGACCAAGUUCUUCAAACUGCAAAUCGACAGCCUCUAUGCCAACGUUCAGUGA
Conger conger (European conger) is the source of this 2049-nucleotide messenger RNA. RefSeq names its product acyl-CoA synthetase long chain family member 5 (gene acsl5). The coding region runs from base 1 to 2049 and encodes 682 amino acids. The record is from RefSeq and is a predicted model, not a curated record. The transcript has 20 exons. Gene Ontology annotation, biological process: long-chain fatty acid metabolic process. NCBI's taxonomy places the organism in Eukaryota, Metazoa, Chordata, Actinopteri, Anguilliformes, Congridae. Gene Ontology annotation, molecular function: arachidonate-CoA ligase activity. Gene Ontology annotation, cellular component: endoplasmic reticulum; membrane; mitochondrion.